AAUGUCAUUUUCUUGGUGUUGAAAUUUUGAGGUUAAUAUUGAAGUAUAUAUGCUUUCAUGAUCAAAGUGUUUUGUCAUCAUCAAAAAGGGGGAGAUUGUUGUAUCUAUGAUUUUGAUGAUUAUAAAAUACAUUUGAGUGACUAAUUGAUUUAUUUAAGUGUGUAGUUAAAUUGCCAAUAUACUGCAAAGUAAGCAAAAUGAGAUUGCAUUAAAAAGGGCUCAAAGGGUAAAAAUAUGCAGAGAGCCGACUUAAGAAAAUUGCAGUCGGCUCUGGGAAGCAAAAGUGCAGAGAGCUGGCUGCAGACUUUGUUGAGCCGGCUUUACGGGCCAGAAAUUCAACUGUUGUUUUGGCGCGGGCAGAAAAUGGAAGCAGAGCUGGCUCCAACUUUGUAGCCGGUUAUGAGGGCGCAUUUAAUACACAACGGUCGACUUAUUUGAAGAAUAUUUAAUGUAUUUAAAGUCGGAGUUCCAAAGUCCGCUCAAAGUUUUGCAACUGGCUCUCGAGAAAAACAUAAUGUGGUGCAAUCCAGUAAAGCCGGCUGUAGAAAUGGUGAGCCGGCUAUACAGAGCCUGCUGUAGGGAAUUAAGCCAGCUCUCCUGACAAUCCUGCAACUCGAGUUUUGCGUCCUGCAGAGCAUUUAAUGACCCCCAAUGACUAGAAACAGUUAUUUUCGAGUAAGGGGCUAUAAAUAUGGUUGGUAACAUAUCUAAAGAGGGUUGGAGAACAUUGCAUUGAAUAUCUUUACUUACCUACUUGAGCUUUAACUUGAGUUUUUGAUCUUUGAGUGAUCAUUGCUUGUAAUCCUCUUCUUGUUCUAUUAGCGUAUGUUCUUGGGGGUGUGAUUAUUCCUUCAAGAGUGAUCUAUUGAGAGGAUUUGUGGGGUUUACAUUGUAAAGGGGUGAGGUUUGAGAGGAAUACUCAUCUUCUUGUAAAAGGAUUGAGUGGCUCCUUUAAGCCACCCUUGUCUUUCUUAGUGAAGAGUGUGGAGGAAAUCCUUGGUGAGUGAAGCCAAGGUAGAGGAUUAGGCUCCAAGUGGUUGGACCGAACCUCUAUAAAUUCAUUGUGCAAGCUCUUCUUCUCUACUCUCUUUAACUUUGUUCUUGUGGUUGAAAAAGGGGAGAAUUUUUGGAACUCCAAUUCACUCCCCUCUUGGAGUACAUUGAGUCAACAGUGUAUGUAUCAUUAUUAUAUAUAUGAAUAAGAAUCUAUUUAUGCA
Rubroshorea leprosula is the source of this 1217-nucleotide messenger RNA. NCBI's taxonomy places the organism in Eukaryota, Viridiplantae, Streptophyta, Magnoliopsida, Malvales, Dipterocarpaceae. The record is from the annotation of a GenBank genome assembly.